AUGUUACUCGUGCAGAGAUUCUGCUCGAUCGAUUGGUGUGAAGAAAUUGAUAUGUUACUGCAGAGAUUCUGCUCGAUCGAUUGGUGUGAAGAAAUCAAUAUGUUACUGGAAUUCUGCCCGAUCUACUGGUGUGAAGAAAUUGAUAUGUUACUGGUCAAAGCCUGCUCGAUCGAUUGGUGUGAAGAAAUUGAUAUGUUACUUGUCAAAGCUCAGAGUACUGAGAUUUGA
Anisakis simplex (herring worm) is the source of this 228-nucleotide messenger RNA. NCBI's taxonomy places the organism in Eukaryota, Metazoa, Nematoda, Chromadorea, Rhabditida, Anisakidae. The record is from the annotation of a GenBank genome assembly.